CUGUAUCUGCCAAGGUACGGAGAAAUAAAUAAAUGUAAAUGGUAUUCUGUUGGAGUCGAAGCACAGGCAGACUACACUGUGUUUGUGGUCAAUGAUUUGACAUGAGAAGGACAAAACCUAGGAGGGUUACGAAGCUCUGAGGCUAAAGUAUACAUCGGUCUGAAUAUCUCACUGAAGUUACAUGAAAUAUUAAUCGACUCAUUUAUGCUUUUUUCGCCUUCAUGGAUGGGCCCUGUAAGCGUCUUUUCAUGAAAUGACUUUUGACUGGAGGCCAUUAACAGAAGAAAGGAAGACUCCCUUUCUCGGAAGCUGCGCCAAUCUCGACGCUUUUAAUUUGGAAACGUGGCCUGGCGUUUUUUCAGGUCAAGACGAAGAUCCUAGGCCUAAAAGGACAGUAGAACAGCGAGUCGCAAUCGAAGUGGAGAAAAAGAAUUCUAAAGAAGCCGUAGAGAAUGGCAACAGCCAUUCCUUUUUAUUUUGGUGGCAGCAGAAAGAGGAAAUUACCCUCUUACCACCAGACGCUGAAAACAGAAGCGAAAAGGAAACGACGAAAAAGCUCGACUUGAAGGAUUUUAAGACAGGAGCAGAGGCAAAAGAUGAGUUAAAAUUCAACACUGUGAUGAUCCCACAUUCAGUACUAGAGUGUUCCAUCUGUCCAGAUGAUUUGUUCUCACUGGAACCCCCUUCUGCUUCAUUUGAAGGUCUGGAGGUUCAAGAUGACAUCUCUGUGAAAGAGGGAAUAAAUGAUGAAACAGCAGAAGUGAAAAUUGAAGAAGCUGGACAGUUUGUCAAAACUGAAUCAAAGCACAUAAAUAUUCCCAGAAGGCAAGCUGGUAAAAGAGUAAAAGGAAAUGCUAGGUCUAUCAUAGUGCCUGAUCUCUCUGCGGUGCACCACAAGCAGGUAGAGAAAACAUGCAAAACAGUCAAAGAUAGAAAACUAAGAAACAUCAGGAAAUGUGCUCCAAAACAGCCAUGUCUUUCCUUUGAAGAGAUCAUUGAAUCUAUCCUCCACAUAGCACCUGCACCAGCCAAGAGGAGAAGACCCAACUCCAACUUGAGUGAACCAAGAGACUCUCGAGUUCAUAGUGGAGAGAGCAGCAAUGGUACCAGUGAUGGCUGCAGUAGUAGCUCUGGAAGUGAUAGUGGUAGUUCUGGAAGUGAUAGUAGUAGUUCUGGUGGAAGCAGCAGUGGUGGUUGCUUUGGGGGAAAGGGAAAUGCUGAUAGAGAUGAAGGCAACGAAAAGGAGUAUCCACAGUGGUAUUUCCUAGGAAAACAAAAGACUGACACAGCAGGCAGAAAUGAAAGGAAAAGAUCUCUAGAUGAAGAGAAAAAUUGUCCAAGAGUAAAAAAAAUGAGGGAAAAUCUUACCACAGUGACUACAGAUCAAUCGGGCCUCCAGAUGUUCUUGUCAUCUAUCAUCGAUAAUGCAGAGCAAUUUUGCUGCUUUGGAGAGGAAGGAACCCACAUGACCACAAUUGGAAAGGUGAAAAAGGAGAUAGAGCAUGUGCUAUUUCAUGAAGAACUGCAGAGCUGUGAACAUUCUUCGAUCACACAGAAUGUUAUUGCACAGCAUACACAUUUUUGUUGUAGCCAAGGGUGUAGUGUUUUUGACUGUGAAAGCUUCAGGGGCAGUUGUGAAGAUAACAGAGAGCCUCUUUCUACGUCAGUGCCAGUGCUAGCACCACAGUUUAACAGGAAACCUCCUGUAGCUCCAGUCUUUGUAUCACCAACACCUCGUAUUGAUGGCAGAGUGAUAUUCCGAAAUUCAACAGACCUGCCAGAGAAAUUCUUCCUUGAAAACAAAGACUUCAUUAAGAUGAAAGAAAAGAAGCUCGGAAUAGGAAGCAAUGCAGAAGUUUUUGUCAUCUAUUUGACAAGGGACAAUAGGAAAAAGAUGGCUAUGAAAGAGACAAAGUACCACAUUGAAAGGGAGGAAGUAGAAGUGUACAAGAUGUUGGGCGAACAUCCUCACAUCAUCACACACUAUGGAGUAACAUUAAGAGAGAAUAAGGGACAUGCCAAUAUAUUCAUGGAGUUAUGUGAACAAUCACUUUUUGACUACAUGGACUCAAAAUUAAAGAGACGAUUGACUCUUCUGGAAGCCAUGUUUUACGCUAUUCAGAUUCUUGUCGCAGUGGUAUACUUACACAAUUUGAAAGUUCCAAUAGUUCAUAAGGAUAUCAAAGCCAAAAAUGUGGUGCUGACGGCAGAUGGUUCUCAGGCAAAACUUGCUGAUUUUGAUUCUGCAAGGAGAUUGCCUUCUGAAAUCACCAAAGCUGGUCUGAAAGCCCAAGGGACGAAAGGUUUUGCUUCUCCUGAGGUUUUGGAAGAGAAACCUCAUGGGAGAGCAGCUGAUAUCUAUAGCUUUGGAUGUUUUAUAAUUGAACUGAUGGUGGGAGGUCCAUCCAAAAGCUCCCUGCAUCAACAGAUUAAGAUGUUAAGGGAGCUGGAUCCUGAUCUAGGUCAGUUGGUAUUUGAUUGUACCAAGGAGAACCCAAAGGAGCGACCAACUGCCUGUGAAUUACUGCAGCUGCCAGUCAUUCAGAAGUAUGCUUCCAGUGUCCAUGGGGGACUUAGGUCACCUGAUUUACCUUUGAACAACAAUGAUGACUUGUACACUUAGACAUCACAAUGAGGAAUUUUGUUCCCUUUUUCAAACAUCAUCCCAUAGUUGCAAUGGAGUGAAGCAUUUCACAAUCACGUUUAAUACAAAUAACAGGAUAAUGGAUUUUCAGACCAUUUAAAAUGUAGUUAUUGUUAAAGAGAGGAGCAUGGCACAUCAUAUGAAUCAAGACAGAUGAUGUUCUAGAGGUUGAAAGUUACUUAAAAGGAAAUUCCUUUUAGUGUAUUACACAAUAUAUUUGUGGUAUUAGGAUUAAUAUUUUUAUCAAGCAUAAUAGUGUAGUAUUAGGAUUAAUAUUUUUAUCAAGCAUAAUUGCUUUAAAAGAAGCCUUAAGUGGAAGUGCACUCUGAUCUGACUGAUAUUCUAACUCAUCCCAUCUAGAGUUUAACUCAACAGUUGAACAUUAGAGAACAAAUCAAACCCAUGAGAUCAACAAUGAUGUUAAGACAUAACAGCAAUGUGUGGAUAAGAUACCAAAAGCCAUCAACAUAUAAGGAUUUUCUCUUUGCACCUCCUGAUUUUAAGUAUCUUGUUUUGUAGAUUGGUCAAUUCCUGUUUUAAUAUUAGAAUGGAAAUGGAUCUUUGUUUAGGAAAGAGGAAAUUAGGAUGUUGCUUAGUAAUCAUCUUUGGAAAUACUGAUUUGUUAGUUUGUGAUUAAAAGUGUGAAGUGCUAUGAAAUGGUGUGACUGGUGUGAUUCUUAGGUGAGAUAUUUAUUCUAAAACUUUUCUACCAUGGUUAAGAAAUUGAGAAUAGGCCAUUUUACAGUUGUGUACUUA
Molecule: messenger RNA, 3400 nt
Organism: Stylophora pistillata
Lineage: Eukaryota; Metazoa; Cnidaria; Anthozoa; Scleractinia; Pocilloporidae
Biological process (GO): protein phosphorylation
Molecular function (GO): ATP binding; protein kinase activity
Source: RefSeq, a predicted model, not a curated record